GGAAGCCAAACAAGCUAAGCUCCAACAAAGCACUACUACACGAAUUGAACAGGUUUCCGUGCUAAUCUACCAGCAAGUUUCAUGGGUAACUUAUCCAAGAAAAUCGAAGUGGAAGGGGACUGAAAUUGUGUCAUAAGGGGCGCAAGCUAACUCUAUCGUUCAUGUUAAUUCCUGUAAUAUUUCGUCAUUGGGGAGUCGAAACUGGAACCUCCUGGAACAUGAAACUUUGGAAAAUGGAAAUGUCCAGCUGAGCUAGGAAUUAAUGGAAGUUAUAUAUAAUAAUAUUAAUAUUGUUAUACUACUUUUUCUUGCAUGAAGGUUUGUUCUAAAAGCUCUCCGCUUACUCAUGAUCAUGGUCUUCUUCUCUCUCAAAAUAAUGAUUUAAUCUUGCUCAGUCAGAAUCUAUUCACUUCUGAAGAAUAAAGUUCAUUUGUUCAUCUCCAAGUGGUAUUGGAAAUGGGGGCAUCAAACUCAAGGUUAGAUGAAGACAAGGCAUUGCAAUUGUGUCGAGAGAGGAAAAGGUUUGUUAAAGAAUCCUUAAAUGGGAGGUGUUCACUCGCAGCGGCUCAUGUUGCUUACAUUCAGUCCCUGAAAAAUAUUGCAGCUGCACUUGGGAGGUUUGUCGAACCCGAAGCUACACUUGAAUCCUCUCUGUAUACAUCCACAUCUGCAACUCCUGAACCACUUGCUUUGACAGAAAAGUCCAUUUCACAAAUUUCAUUUUCAUCUCCUUCUAUGUCCCAGAACAUUGACACAACUGAAUCAUUGUCACAGACUCCUUCUCCACACAAUUCUGGCCGGUUUCAGGCAGACUUUAUGAAAUCUGCUGUGAGUUCUUCUAUAACAAGUGAAGAGAGACCACCUGUUUCAGUAACAAGGAAUUUAAGUACUCCCACGGAUGCCACAUCUCAAACGAAUGAAAGGUUUGAAACCUCGUCAUCUGAUCAGCAUAUUCCUCCUACUCCACCUUGGGAUUUUUUCGGGCAUCACCCAAUUGACAGCCAAUUUUCUCUUCAAGAUGCGAGGGCAUUGAACCAUGGAUAUGACAAUGUUGAUGAUAUAAGAUGGUUUGGAGAAGAUGAAAGAAUUCCUGAUUUGGAGGAGGAAGAAGAAAAUGUUAAUUCUAAUGGCAGGAUGGAGGAUUCAGAUGAGUCCGAAAGCAUUGGUAAGCCUUCUACAGAGGAUUUUGUUCAAAGUUAUGAAAACUGCAGGGUAACACGUGAACACUCGACAGUAAGAAUGGCAUCAGAAGAAACUGAAAGUUUGAAUGGAGAGAAAAACAAGUCUCCUGAUUUGACACCGGUAAGAGGUGCAGUCCCGGUCGUUACACCUCCUACUUAUGAAAGGAGAACUGCUGAAAAAGAGUCAGGUUUCACAAAUAAGCCCACACCUAAAGAUUUCUUUUCCAGCACAAAAGAAAUUGAAUAUCUGUUUCUUAAAGCAUCUGAAUCUGGGAACGAAGUCCCGAGGAUGCUUGAAGCAAAUAAAGUCCAUUUUCGUCCGUUAUUACCCGGAAAAGAAGCUGGGGCAUCUAUGGCUUCUAUGCUUUUCAAUGCCUGCUUUUCAUGCGGUGAAGAUCCAACACAUGUUCUUACUGAAGAUGCCCCUCAAACUGAGAUAAAGUACUUAACUUGGCACAGGACCGCAUCAUCACGGUCAUCUUUAUCCAGGAACCUUAUCGACUCAACUUUAAAAGAUGAUCGCGAGGAUAGUGGAAAUCUUCUCAACAGUUUUUGUAUGAACUCGGGCAGUCAUGUCUCAACUUUAGAUCGGCUAUAUGCAUGGGAGAGAAAGCUGUAUGAUGAAGUCAAGGCUAGCGGGCUUAUUAGAAGUGAGUAUGAGAACAAGUGUAAACUGUUAAGAGAACAAGAUUCAAAGGGAGAAAGCCGGCAGAAGAUUGAUAAAACUCGUGCGGUUGUAAAGGAUCUGCACUCGAGAAUUAGAGUUGCGAUACACAGAAUCGACUCUAUAUCAAAGAGAAUUGAGGAAUUACGGGAUAAGGAGCUUCAGCCACAGCUCGAGGAGUUAAUUGAAGGGUUAAGUCGAAUGUGGGAAACAAUGUACGAAUGUCACAGACUUCAAUAUAACAUCAUCUCAACGGCAAAUAACAAUAGGAAUGCCAAAAUAACCAUACAUUCAGAGUUACGUCGCCAAGCUACUGGUCAUCUUCAACAUGAACUAACUUGCCUUUCUGCUAGCUUCACAAAAUGGAUCGGUGCUCAGAUAUCAUACGUUCGAUCCAUAGAUGGAUGGCUCCACAAAUGUGUCUCUCUUCCGCAGAAAGCUUCAAAGAAAAAAAGGAGAUGGAGAUCUAAUCCUGAGACACCAUUGAGAGAUCUAGGUCCACCCAUAUUUGUCACUUGUGGUGUCUGGUUGGAUAAACUUGAGGCCUUGCCUACAAAAGAAGUAGAGAACUCUGUAAAGGUGUUAGCAUCCGACACCACGCGUUUGUUGCCACGCCAGGAGGGUAAGAGUUUAAACCGCAGUUCCGCAUCUUUGAAACGUAGUAGUACUAGUGAUACAGGAGCUAGUAUCCUAAAAGAUUCAGCUCCAGAAGAUUGGAAUUCAGGUAUUGAUCGUUUCCGAUCGAGUUUGGUGGGGUUUCUUGAUCGGUUGCACUGCUUUGCAUUAUCCUCAGUGGGGAUGUAUUUAGAACUUGAGAAGGCCAUUGAGGAAGCUAAGGCCAGGAACGAAGCACAUUAAAAGCAAUUUGUAAUACCUUGUCUUCAGUUGCAUAAAUUUGAAAAUGAGAUUUGCUAUGUCACAGCAAGGGCGGGCUAAGCCUGGCUUGGAGAAAGUGUGCCGGAUACUGAAAAAUGUCUAAAUAGAUUUAAAUUUUGUAUAUUGGAAAAGGAACAAGAUGAAUGAUCUGUAGUCUACAGCUGUAAAGAUACCGGGGCUACGGAAAGAUGAUGUUCAAAGUGUGAUGAACUCGGGGCAAUAAGACUUGUACAUUAUAAUAUGUAAAAAUUAUCAUUUGCACUAUUCACUCUGGCUCUAGUACAACAGAUGAUUUUAAAGUUCAGUUUCUUA
This is a messenger RNA of Papaver somniferum (opium poppy), 3033 nucleotides long. RefSeq names its product nitrate regulatory gene2 protein-like. NCBI's taxonomy places the organism in Eukaryota, Viridiplantae, Streptophyta, Magnoliopsida, Ranunculales, Papaveraceae. The transcript is spliced from 6 exons. Bases 457 to 2703 code for a protein of 748 amino acids. The record is from RefSeq and is a predicted model, not a curated record.